Anopheles gambiae (African malaria mosquito) is the source of this 5152-nucleotide messenger RNA. RefSeq names its product neuropeptide CCHamide-1 receptor. The record is from RefSeq and is a predicted model, not a curated record. Gene Ontology annotation, molecular function: neuropeptide Y receptor activity. Gene Ontology annotation, biological process: G protein-coupled receptor signaling pathway. NCBI's taxonomy places the organism in Eukaryota, Metazoa, Arthropoda, Insecta, Diptera, Culicidae. The coding region runs from base 1253 to 2671 and encodes 472 amino acids. The transcript has 9 exons. Gene Ontology annotation, cellular component: membrane.
CAGUGGAUAGGUAAAAUCAGUCACAUCCAUCACCUUCAACUAUGUGGCCGAUGAGUCUGGCACGGCUGCUUCUCUUUCUCAUUUGGAUCAUCCGUAUACACGCGUUGGACGAAGAUGGGAUUGGAAAUUGUGUCAAUGUAUCAUCGAGCUGCCGAUGGUUUUGCGACGAGAAGCUACAAUUGCUCAACAGAUCGUCGGGCGGUGCGCUGGAAACCGAUUAUCUCACCUCACUGCGCUAUAAACCGUUGCAGGACAAGUACAACAAGCGGCACACAAUAUUCGUCAUCCCGGGAGUGGAACCGCACUGUAUCGAGCUUUCGGUGCGCUGUGGAAUUAACAGCUAUCGCUAUUUCAAUGCAAGUACUCCGCCAUCGAAACGCGUAAAGUACCAUCAAACAGUUCAGCUAAGGUUUCGCUGCGAUCACGUGGUCGUACAGUACGUGAUGUAUUACGUAUCGCCGAAAGAUUGCUAUACGGUGGCGUUGGAUCAGAUGCGCCACCGAUCGAGAGGGCCGCUUAUGCGUACCUGUACCGUCGGUGAAACACGCCACUACCGGUUGUUGGGUGACGGACGCCACUAUCUACUACUGCUGUACUGCUUCAAACACGUGCUCGGGCGCAUGCUGGGAGAGUAUGCGUACUGGUUGUUCGUCAACAAGCGCAACACAGUGCAACAAAACUUUCAGAUUAUGCAGCAGCUUUCUCUCCCCAACGAAGUCAUCCAUGGUUCCGGCAAGACCGGCGCUAAACUGCACUGUAGGUGCGAUAUCUAUGAGCGCUACAUUCAGGAGAUCAAAAGCUGCCACCGACCAUUUCUGCUACCGACGCUCGAGCAGGAGGCACCGAAGCCGAACAGUACCGUGCCGGAAAUUGCGGUCAAGUUACGGCCUCCCUCGAGCGGAAAGGAAAACGAAGAGCUACGCUGGCUACUGACCAAAUGUGGGCUAGUUUCGUUGACGUUUGGGGUGAUAUCGUUUGUGAUGCACAUGCAGCUCAAACAGCGCAUCGAAGAGCAGCUGAGCGAGGGCAGUGAUACUGGGAAGCCAGACAUGAUCAAGAUUAAGUUUAUCAAGGUGCAGGAAAGUGUCGAAUCGAAUUCGUCUGGAGAUACAAUGUGACUGGAGUUUGAUUCGAUGGAAUUUAUGAAUGUGGACAUCACUCCAAGGAUACGCUCGCUGAUGUCGCCUAUCGUAGUGUAAGCUUGUCGCAUAAUCAAACAUCGGGCAAGCAGCUGCUUGCGCGAAGCACCAGGAUGCUGGAACAAGGUACACUCACCACCGUCAACGAAUCCACGCCCGCCGACACGCUGGACGAUAGGGAGGUGUACGGCAGUGUGGUGUACGGGGAAGAGUCCUUCACCUCGCUACCGUCGGCACCAUCCUCCCUGCCGCACCAGCCGGACCAGAUGCCCUUGAGCGAGUUCGAACUGCUCGAAGCGCUGCUCAACUCGUCCGCGGGCGGACCGAUGGGCAGCUUCUGGAACGCGUCCGCCACCGAAACGCCCUACACACCGUACGAGCUGCGGCCCGAGACGUACAUCGUGCCGAUACUGUUCGCUGCCAUCUUUAUCAUCGGCGUGCUCGGCAAUGGGACACUUAUAAUCGUGUUCCUCAGGCACCGGGCAAUGCGCAACGUUCCCAACACCUACAUCCUAUCGCUGGCCUUAGCCGACCUGUUGCUGAUCGUAACGACCGUGCCGUUUACGUCCAUCAUCUACACGCUCGAUUCGUGGCCGUGGGGCAGCCUGCUCUGCACGUCGUCCGAGUUCAUCAAGGACGUGUCGAUCGGCGUGUCCGUGUUCACGCUCGUUGCCCUGUCGGGCGAUCGGUUUUUUGCCAUCGUCGAUCCGCUCCGGAAGUUUCACGCACACGUAGAUCCUUUUCUAGGUGGGGGACGGCGUGCGACACGGAUGACCAUCACGACGGCGGUAUUAAUUUGGCUGCUGGCCAUCGCGUUCGCCGUACCGGCCAUCGUUGGAUCACACAUCAAGACCGUCGUCGUCAACAAGGACGUGUCGUUUUACUUCUGCUACCCAUUUCCGGACGAGUGGGGCUCCCAGUACGCCCGGGGGAUGGUGCUGGGCAAGUUUCUCGUCUACUACGCCGUGCCGCUGUUCAUAAUUGGCAUCUUCUACGCACUGAUAGCGCGGCAUCUCAUCCACAGCGCCAAACACGUACCGGGCGAGAUGCAGGGCACCGUGCGACAGAUCAAAGCCCGCCGGAAAGUGGCCAUCACCGUGCUAGCGUUUGUGGUCAUAUUCGGUAUCUGCUUCCUGCCUUCGCAUCUGUUUAUGCUGUGGUUCUAUUACAAUCCAAAUUUCAACGAAGAUUACAACGGGUUCUGGCACGUGCUGCGAAUAGUGGGCUUCUGCCUUUCGUUCGCCAACAGCUGCGCCAAUCCUGUGGCUCUGUACUGUGUGAGUGGUGCCUUCCGGAAACAUUUCAAUCGGUAUCUUCUGUGCGAUGGUAGCUCCAACAGUCGGCGACGGCACGGAGACAAUCUGGCACCGAGAGACACGUCCCUCACCAGCACCAUGUCCCGCCGUUACACCAGCAAACGGAUGCAAUCGCUACGAAUAAACAUCCAGGAGACGACGAUCGUGAUGAUACCGAACGGCAACUCCAAAUCCGACGGUGCCGUGCUCGAGAAGGAAAUGGUCUGUUUGUCGUAACAGCGAAAGCACCAUCUAGCGGGCACCGGAAACCGACCGAAGGGUGUCCCAAGGCUAGCAACGACCCACGAGCUGCCGUCGGACGAGUACACCGAGGGUGGCAAUGGCUGUGCCGGGAACGGGACCGGCAACGCUGACCAAGAUUUGUGGCCCACCAAAAGGGCGACAACCUGCGACCGGAAGGUGCCGACCGUCGGGUUUCGGUUGCCCCCGGGCCGUUCCGCCGUACGACCACGGCAGACGUGCGAAAUGAGCAAGGUUUGAUUUACGACACCUCGGUCGACAGGGCAGCUCGGUGUGUGUGUAUGUGUAGGUUGGGCUUAGGUGGGCAUGUAUGUAUGUGUGUAUGUGUGUGAGUGUGUGUGUAAAUAUGUAAGCAAGACUGUCCAUCUUCAAAAUCGGAAGAUAAUUGUUAAGUGUUUCGGGGAAGCUUUGCGGCUGAGUAAUUGGGAAGCAUACAUGACUGGCAGCCAUAUUGGGUGUGGGUAAAAAUGUUUGCGCACUAUUUUGGACAGUAAGGUAAGGCAAACGUAAACAAUGAAAUGAUGCGAAUGCGUCACGUUUUUAUAAUGUUUGUACUACUAACCCAGAUGCUAUAGGCAGUUAGUUUUAGCUUUACUCUAUCAGAGCUUUUAUUGCGCCUAAAGUUAUGCAAUCGGCAUGACCAGAUUGCGCUGUUUAGAAUGAACACACAAACUCUUCCGGUAUUGCAAAACUUUACUAAUUCUUCCUUAUGGUGCAUGGUCGUCCAGAACCGGUCUGUAGCCAGGCACGUAACGGACAACCCAAAUCUACACACUACCAACAGAAUGCUGCCAAUGUUUAUGCAGCCGGCAUAAUUUCACAUUCGGCAUCGUCUUGCAUUCGUGAUACAUUCGAUAAAUUUCCGGAAGAGCCAACAUUUCACAGGAAGCCAUCUGGCCCCAGCCCACUUUGCUACCGUAAGAGUAAUUUGUGGCUUAUCAUGUCAGGAAUUUGUCUUCGACGGUCUCAGAAUCUCGCCUUCGGUCGGUAGCAAUUUCGAUUCAAUUACCUCCACAGUGGAUGCAAAUAUUCGAGCUGUAACCGUAUCGCAUUAAUAUUCCACACGCACGCACGCCUCCCCGCCAUUCGGUUUGCAAUUGUUUGCAAAUGUCAAAGGUUUGCUUGAUUCAAGCGAAUUGCAUCGGUUGGCAGAACCAAAACAGAUUCAUUUUGUUGCAGGUUAGCAUGCGCUUGUUUUUAUUUUUAUUUAUCUACAAUCAAGAAAUAAAAACAUUCUUCCCAUAAAAUAACACACAAAGUCACAAAAAAAGGGAGUAAAAUUUUGCCUUUUUUUGUCCCACAAUCCCUAACCACAAAAGAGAAAUCAUUGCCACGGCUAAAUGAUUUUGCCUUCCAAGAUCAAGCAACUGGAAAUGCUUUUUGCUUUUCCAUUUCACUCCAACGUUAAAGGGCAUCAAAGCAGGCCGGGAAGACGCCCUUCCCAGAAGGCCCUCGGCUCGGCUUCCUAUUCUCCUGUAUGUCUGGUGUCACUUUACGUCAUAAAAUGCCGUUCAAAGUUGAAGUCUAUGAUUGAAUUCGGUGCGUUUAAGUGCUGUGUUGCUAAUAUAUGCGGGUUAAGGAUGGGUUAUAUAGGGUGCUUCUUGGAGCAGCAUUGACAGGAAAGAACAGGUCAGGCAAAAUGUGUUUACCCACUGUCCAAUGCCAGUUGUUAGGUAGCAAUUGUUCGUUGAACUUUUGCCGAAGCAGCUAAGUGGACAUCCGUUGUUGGAGAGGUUGUUAAGAUUAAAUCACAGGAAAAAAGGUUCCACCGAAAACGACUUCACAAACCCCAAACCGCUUCAAACAAGUUCAAGUGCAGCGAGAUUGCAAACACUCGAAACAUUCUAAUUACAAGAUAAUUUCCUCCCGCACGGUGCUGUCUUAUUGUUUCUGAGAUAAACGCGCGGUGAAGGCACACUGAAAGAGACCAGACAAAAUCCGGCUCCAGUAGAAGCAAAACAACAAAAACAGGGGCAAUCCUCGUCCAGGAGCAGUCUUACGCUUAUCGCUCUAAUUGUCCCACUGGAAAUAAAUGUGUCAAAAGAAGCAAACUGUCCUGGCAACUGGCGAGUAAGAACAACUGGCGAAAGGUUAAACACAGUCACCACAAAUUAACUGUGGAACUGUGAGCGGUUGUGCUUUUUCGUGCAAUGUGCCACAGAAAUACUAGAAAACACGGUCCCGAUAAAGUGCCACCGUCGGACGGAGCUUUAUCGCGACGGACGGACGCUCGAGCUUAAGAUUAGUCAAACAAUUAGGGCAACAAUGGCAUUGCGAGAUGCCCGUUAGGUGUGCGACUUUUUUGCGGUAAGCAAAAGAGGGAUAGGAGAGAUGAAACCCAUUUUUACUUCGCUUCAGAGAGAUGUCAAGUACAUCGCGUCUUAAUUCUAAGGUACGUUGUCUUAUCAAGCUUUCUUGCGUUAGGGUUUUUUUCUUGUUCUUGUGGACUUAAAGAUG